Pelmatolapia mariae (spotted tilapia) is the source of this 2399-nucleotide messenger RNA. RefSeq names its product probable endonuclease 4. The transcript has 8 exons. Gene Ontology annotation, cellular component: nucleus; mitochondrion. NCBI's taxonomy places the organism in Eukaryota, Metazoa, Chordata, Actinopteri, Cichliformes, Cichlidae. The record is from RefSeq and is a predicted model, not a curated record. Gene Ontology annotation, biological process: base-excision repair. Bases 251 to 1246 code for a protein of 331 amino acids. Gene Ontology annotation, molecular function: DNA-(apurinic or apyrimidinic site) endonuclease activity; zinc ion binding; DNA binding.
ACAGCACAAAAAGGUUCGAGUUUUGAGCUUAAAUGGAAAGGCAUGUUCAAAAACUGAAGACACGGGUGAAUAAAUCCGCUUUAGCUGAAAUAGUCAGACACAUUCAUCCUCGCCCCUUCAGGUUUACACAAGCGGCAAGUUCAGCAGCUGCUGCUAACAAAAUAUUUCGUCGAGGGUAACGUUAAGGAGGGGUUCAGACUAAAAUACGUGGACACGGUGCACAGCAGGCAUUAACGAGUUCAAACCAACCAUGAGUCAGAGAAAAAGGGGAACGAGGAAAAGGAAAAACGAGGAUGCCUCUGCAGGAGAAAAGGAGGGCGAGGACACCGAGGAGAGAGGACACAGGAAGAACAUCCGCGCAACUAAGAAGUACAUUGGAGCUCAUGUUGGCAUUCAAGGUGGGAUAUGGAAAGCCGUGGAGUCCUGUACAGAGAUGGGUGGCAGCAGUUUCGCCCUGUUCCUGGGCUCCCAGCGAUCGUGGAAGAGGCCUGCAUUGGACCAUACAGCUGCAGCAAAGUUUCAGGAGCUGUGUUCCCAACAGGGGUUUGACCCAGCUCAUAUCUUGCCUCAUGGUUCCUACCUGAUGAACUGUGGAUCUCCUAAAGAGGAUGUGUUUGAAAAGAGCCAGGCCAUGUUGGUGGACGAGCUCAGCCGCUGCAACCUCCUGGGUCUCAGACUCUAUAACUUCCACCCCGGCUCCUCCCUGGGUACCAUCACCACUGAGCAGUGUGUGGACAAGAUUGCGAGCGCCAUCAAUUAUGCUCACCAGCAAACGCCAUCAGUGGUUACAGUGUUGGAGAACAUGAGUGGCCAAGGCAGUACGGUGGGCGGCAAGUUUUGUGAGCUAAAGAGCAUCAUAGACAGAGUGAGAGACCAGACCAGAGUAGGAGUAUGUCUGGAUACCUGCCAUGCAUUUGCAGCAGGAUACGACCUUGCUGCAGAGGGAGGCGUGAAGGCCAUGCUGGAUGAGUUUGACCAAGAAGUGGGGCUCCACUACCUCAAGGCCAUUCAUCUUAAUGACUCCAAAGGUAAACUUGGCUGUAACCUGGAUCGGCAUGAAGAUAUCGGUAAAGGUCACAUUGGAAUCUCUGCAUUUCAAGAAAUUGUCAAUGAGCCCAGACUGGACAACGUCCCUCUGAUCCUGGAGACACCCGGACGGCCUGGAUUUGAAUACGCUGAGCAGAUUGACCUUCUCCAUUCCCUGUGUGAGAAAAGCACUACUGAUGAGUCGGCACUGAUAAACUGAACUCUGCAAACGCACUGUUAGCUGUGAAGAGAAGAGUUGUUUUUGUUUUUUGUCUAGUACCAAAGUGGAGGACUGACCUGUUGUGUUAUCUCUAAAAACGGUCAUAUUAUUAGUCGUUCACCACAUGAACAGUUUCUCCAAAUUACAAACCUCGUCUGAAUACGAGUUAAAUAAAGGUGAUGUUGGAAGUUUUUAUAUGGCGUGGGGAGGAGUCUUGUUCCGAAUGAGCCUUUAGGGGGCAGCAGAAACACACAAAUGUAACCCAAACCUAAUGAGACUUUGGUUUCAAAGGAUGCCGGUAGAAUAAGUGUGAGGAAAUGGUUUGCACAUUUGUAUUGUUUUUAUAGUACACGAGAGGUUUGUUUUUAACUUUACACAAAAAGAAUUUAAAAAAUUGCUGAUAAGUGCAAUAAACUGAAUUAAACUGAGGAAACAUAAAUUAUUGAUCAAAAGGUAAAUAAACCUUUUUGCAUUACAUAUUUCCAAUGGCAACACAAACACAGGCAUACAGAUAGAAUGAUACCUAUACCUCAUUGAAGUUUCAAACAACACUUUUGUUAAAUACUAAUUACAUUUUGUUACUAUGACUAAAUUGCUGUAAGUUCUAUACUUUUUAAUCUGUCAUACAUUACUCAAUUUUCUUUUAAAUGCAGGCCUGCAUGACAAAAUUAGAAAGCAGUUUUAUUUUCCUACAACGAAAAAGAAAAAUCCCGUUCAAUUCUGUUUGAUUUAACUCAGUGCCUCAUCAAUGGGACCUGCUCCAGAUUUACCAGUCUAAUUCUGUAUGCAACUAUUACAGACCCUAACACAUGACAAUCGGCCAUUUUUGAGAUGGGGCCAAUGACUGGAAUUUUAAAAACUGCUCAUAUCACAUUACAAAUUAUAUUCCAUCGCCAUUUGUAAAGAAGGGAUAAAUAAUUACAUUUACUUGACAGCUGUCACACACACACACACACACACACCCCACUCGCAACCACAAAGAACCCCCGUCUUCCUUCUCUGAAUGCGUCCAGCUCUCACUCUGGAGCAGCUGUUGAGCCAUAGGAGGUCAUUAGUUAAUUUUUUCACACCUACUCUAUUUAACACCCUGUGGUGUGCGUGCACACACACACAAAGGAAAACAUUUGCAAGCAGUGAAGGCUUAGAAAUGUAC